Molecule: messenger RNA, 936 nt
Organism: Camelus dromedarius (Arabian camel)
Lineage: Eukaryota; Metazoa; Chordata; Mammalia; Artiodactyla; Camelidae
Product: Fc receptor-like protein 6
Exons: 5
Biological process (GO): cell surface receptor signaling pathway
Cellular component (GO): plasma membrane
Molecular function (GO): transmembrane signaling receptor activity
Source: RefSeq, a predicted model, not a curated record
AUGACCUGCAGCUCCAGGGUGACCCUGUUCCUCUGCCUCACAGCCUGGCUGAGCCUCCAAGUCUGACCAGACCCCGUGUUUGAAGAUGUCCUGACUCUGCAAUGCCAGGGAAGGAGGAAUGCAGUCCUGUCCCAGGUGAAGUUCCACAGGGACAGGAAACUCCUCCGUUUCUCUAAGGACAACCAGCUUCUGUCCAUGGGGACAGCAACAGUGAAGAGCAGUGGCCGGUACAGCUGUGCUGGGCAGGUGACCUCCGGCCGACAUGUGAACAAACGGACCUCAGGGACUGUCAUGGUCCAAGUCCAAGAGCUGUUCCUCUCUCCUGUGCUGAGCACCAUCUCCUCUCAUGAGCCUCAUGAGGGGAGCCCCAUGACCCUGAGAUGCCAGACGAAGCUACACCCCAAGAGGUCAGCCUCAGGGCUCCUCCUCUCCUUCCACAAGGAGGACCACACUCUGCAGGACAGGGGCCUCCACCCAGAACUCUGCAUCCCAGCAGCCCAGGAGGGAGACUCUGGGUGUUACUGGUGCGAGGCGGCCCCUGAGGGUGGUGGGGUCCAGAAACAGAGCCCCUGGCUGGAGAUGCGGGUCAAGGCUCCUGUGUCCAGUCCUCUGCUCACCCUGAGACCCAGGCCCACUGACCUCGCUGUGGGGGAUGAGGUAGAGCUCCUCUGUGAGGCCCAGAGGGACUUCCCUCCCAUCCUGUUCUCAUUCUACCUCAAUGGGGAGAUGCUGGGAAAUCGCACGGCCCUCCAUGGAGGAGCCGCCUCCUUCCUCUUCCUGGUGAAGUCAAAGCAGGAUGCUGGGAACUACACCUGCAAAGCCGAGAACAGAGUCUCCGAAGAGACAAGCAAGCCUGAGACCCUCUCCGUGGAUGGCCCAUCACAGAGCAUGGGGAGCUUGAAAGAGGGAGAUGUGCAGAGGGAGAGGAAUCUCUGA